Xenopus laevis (African clawed frog) is the source of this 3764-nucleotide messenger RNA. RefSeq names its product poly(A) polymerase gamma L homeolog (gene papolg.L). The coding region runs from base 242 to 2434 and encodes 730 amino acids. Gene Ontology annotation, biological process: RNA 3'-end processing. The transcript is spliced from 22 exons. The record is from RefSeq and is a predicted model, not a curated record. Gene Ontology annotation, cellular component: nucleus. NCBI's taxonomy places the organism in Eukaryota, Metazoa, Chordata, Amphibia, Anura, Pipidae. Gene Ontology annotation, molecular function: poly(A) RNA polymerase activity; nucleotidyltransferase activity; RNA binding.
UCCAAAUAGCGCGGGGGGUGACGGGAGGCGACGGGAAGAAGCCGGGGUAGCGGCGGCGAGGCCGCCAUGUUGGACGCUUUGUCGUGUUAUAAAUAAGGAGCCGCAGUCAGGCCUGCGGUGUAUUGACUGGUCGUGUCGCAGUUUGGCUUGUUGUUAAUUAACUUGGUGAUCUGCUACUGUAUGCCGCACACUACGGCUGCUGUUUCCUGACUGCGUCCGUGGAAUAAGCUGAACUUUAACCAUGAGAGAGACUGUAGGAAGCUCUCUGCUGGAUGGCCAGCCACCAAAGCAUUAUGGCAUUACCUCUUCAAUAAGUUUAGCUGGUCCCAAAGACAUUGAUCAUAUCUACACCCAGAAAUUAACUGAAGCAAUGAGACCUUUUGGGGUAUUUGAAGAUGAUGCAGAGCUUAGUCACCGAAUGGUUGUUUUGGGCAAAUUAAACAAUUUGGUAAAAGAAUGGAUUGCCGAACUUGGAGAACAAAAGAGCCUUCCACCAACCAUAAUAUCCGCUGCUGGUGGAAAGAUCUUCACUUUUGGCUCCUAUCGGCUUGGAGUUCACACUAAAGGGGCUGAUAUUGAUUCGCUUUGUGUUGCUCCCCGUCAUGUCGAACGCUCGGAUUUCUUUCAGACUUUCUCUGAGAAGUUAAAGCAGCAGGAUGGGAUCAAAAACCUAAGGGCUGUGGAGGAUGCAUUUGUGCCAGUAAUCAAAUUUGAGUUCAUGAAUACUGAGAUUGAUUUGGUAUUUGCUCGGUUGCCAUUGCAGUGUAUUCCAGAUAACUUGGAUUUACGUGAUGAUUCCCGUUUGCGAAACUUGGACAUUAGAUGCAUAAGAAGUUUAAAUGGUUGCAGGGUUACAGAUGAAAUUCUACAUUUAGUACCCAAUAAAGAGAAUUUCCGGUUAACCCUGAGAGCCAUCAAACUUUGGGCAAAGCGUCGUGGAAUUUACUCAAAUAUGCUGGGAUUUCUUGGUGGCGUUUCCUGGGCAAUGUUGGUUGCAAGGACUUGUCAGUUGUACCCAAAUGCUAUAGCUUCCACACUUGUGCACAAGUUUUUCCUUGUCUUUUCGAAGUGGGAGUGGCCUAAUCCUGUGUUGCUGAAACAACCAGAGGAUAGCAACCUGAAUUUACCAGUUUGGGAUCCAAGAGUAAAUCCAGCUGACCGUUGCCACUUAAUGCCCAUCAUUACUCCAGCAUAUCCCCAACAAAAUUCAACAUACAAUGUCUCAAUCUCUACACGUUCAGUAAUGGUGGAAGAAUUUAAGCAGGGUCUUUUAGUUACAGAUGAAAUUCUACUAGGACGAUGUGAUUGGUCCAAACUGUUUGAACCGCCAAACUUUUUUCAUAAGUAUAAGCAUUAUAUCGUCUUAACUGCCAGUGCAUCCACCGAAGAGCACCAUCUAGAAUGGGUUGGUUUGGUUGAAUCGAAAAUCCGUGUUCUUGUUGGCAACUUGGAGAGAAACAACUUUAUCACUCUUGCCCAUGUAAAUCCUCAGUCCUUUCCAGGAAAUCGGGAUCAUUGCAAAGACAAUGAAUAUGUAUCCAUGUGGUUUCUUGGCAUUAUUUUUAAGAAAGUAGAGAAUGCUGAAAGUGUAAAUAUUGAUCUGACACAUGAUAUACAGUCAUUUACUGACACAGUGUACAGGCAAGCAAACAACAUAAACAUGCUAAAGAAAGGGAUGAAAAUUGAAGCCACCCAUGUCAAGCGAAAACAACUCCAUCACUACCUUCCAGCAGAAGUGGUGCAGAAAAGGAAAAAGCAAAGUGUUCCAGAUAUCAACAGAUCAGCCUGUGCGCUAUUGUCUAAGAGAACCUCCUUGGAUGGCAAUUUUUUAGAUAGUUCUAGAGACACAGACACUGGAACACCUUGUGACUCUCCUACAUCUUGUCACAAAAGCUCUAGAUCUGAUAGCCCUAGUCUUCCAGAUGCUCACAGAUCUCUCACGGAGGGGACUUCCUCUACUUGCAGCCAGACAAUGGCAGAUGUUCAUGUACAUGCAGAGCCUGCUCAAGGACUGUCUAUACCAGUCAUCGGCUCAAAGCCUGAAUCGGCUAUAGCAGUGAAAGGUCUGCUUCCACCAUCCGGAUGCACCAUUCCAACAGUAGUUGGAUUAAAUGUGAUUCCACGUCUUCCAUCACCACCUAACUUUUCCCAGGGGAAUCCUACUCAAAAUGGAUCGAUAAGUCUUAGCCCAAAAAGUGCUGCAGCUAAAAGAGCUCAUCCCCCUUGUCUGGAGGGAUCACCCAAAAGAAUAAAGGAUACUGAAAUGCUUCUAGGAUUCUCCGAGCCUACUUUUAUUGAGCCUUCUGUCCCUCCUGAGGAAGGAAGACAACAGUCCGAGGAAAACCUCGUUCCAGCUGGAGCUAUGCCUAUUCCCACCAUUGAACGCUCUAGAUCACAGGUAUUAUCCAAAAAGUCUGAGUAUUCAUAUUGGUGAAUGUUUUAACCAUCACAAGAGGCUUCCCAGUAAAGAGCUACCAGAUUCGUCUUCUCCUGCACCAACCAAUAACAUCCGUGUUAUAAAAAACUCAAUCAGGCUAACGCUAAAUCGGUAACUACUCUACUGCUUCAGAUGCCUCACAAUAAUGUAUGUACAGACAAAGCGUUCUAUUCUCCAAACUUGGUGCUGUAGUUUAUAUGGGUUGUUUUUUGUUAUUUUAACCCAUAAAAUGUAAAACUGCCACGUACACAAGAUUUUAGAGCAUUUUAGAGUUCUUUUUUUUUCGAUGUAUCCUAUAUUUAAAAAGAAAAAUGAGAAAAAAAAUCAGGAGAUAAAUAUAUAUUUGUAUGUCUAUUUUGUUGUACCAUUCACCGUUUUCAGGCUUGUUUAAAAUUGUUGAAAAUUUACAAAAAAAUGUUUUUUUUUUCUCUUUAUAAAUAUUAAAUUAAAAAAAAAAUGCAGGUUCUCGUGUCUGUCCUUGAGACUUUCUAACAGUUCAGAUAUCUGAGCAUAAAUCGUCUAGAUUUCGAUUGGGCAGGUUAAAAACCCAACCUUAUCCCCCGACAAAUAACUGCUUUGCUGUAGCUGCUCUGCUGUUCGGAAAUCCUCAACUCCCCGUUGGAAAGGCUCAGUGAGAGGCACGAGGACCUACACCUUGAGUAACUCACAUUUUGUUUAAAGUAUGUAACGUCUUUGUUUCUGCAUCCCCUGCUUGCUAUAGUUACAGCUGAUAUUGCCGUGAUCACAAUGGUUCAUUUAUUUAUUUUCUGCCAUUGUAAAUAACCCAUUAAAAGAGCUAAACUAUAGACCCUAAGCCUAGUUUGGUCUUAAAUACAGUACACUCUUCUCAGAGUGAAAGUGAUGUUUUUUUCCUCCCAUCAGUAUUGACUUCCUCUGAGCUGUCUCCUGUGGAGGCCAAUAGAAUACCCCUCGGCAUUUGGAUUUACCCCCAUAUUUUAGUUUAGCCACUGAAUUGAAAUCCUUGUUUACCUUAAUGUUGCCUUUCACGGUUUUCUAAUCACUUCCCAAAAAGUAUCUUUUAUUGAGAUGCUAUAAAGUGUAACCAGCUCCAUAAACAAGAAUUGCUGCUUGCAAAGGUUAUCUAAAAACUGGCACCCACAGAAAUUUUUUUACAGAAACCAUUGGGCUUUUUUUUUUUUUUUUUUUUUUUUUUUUUAGCACUUUCUUUUGCUGGCUAAUAACCAUUAAACCCCGCUGAAGACCAAUUGCAUACUAGUGGCACCGCAAUCUUUCUAACAUUUUUACAGUAAGGCCUUUUGCUUAAUGAGAAUUGUCUGCUACAGGUAUGGGAUCCAGAAAUCUGUUA